Messenger RNA from Phaeodactylum tricornutum CCAP 1055/1, 669 nucleotides. RefSeq lists its product with no specific name. The record is from RefSeq and is a predicted model, not a curated record. The transcript has a single exon. The annotation marks the transcript as partial. NCBI's taxonomy places the organism in Eukaryota, Bacillariophyta, Bacillariophyceae, Surirellales, Neidiaceae.
AUGGGGUACAUCGACGGCGACACAUUCUUAACUACCGAGUCGUUUGAUGUUUGCUUGCGCGCCACGGCCGCCUGGAUUCGUGCCGUUGACCUGGUCGCCGCUUCCUCAGGCAGUGCGAGUAUGGCUUUGACGAGACCACCGGGUCAUCACGCGACAAAGAGUGUCUCGAAUGGCUUUUGUAUUUUUAAUUUUGGCGCUGCCGCCGCGUUGCACGUCCUCCAGGACCCCAACAAACGUGUGAGCGUCAUUGACUGGGAUGUACACUAUGGCCAGGGCGUUGCCGAUAUUCUCGAAAAUUGUCCUCGAGCUCGAUACGUUUCAAUUCACCAAAGUCCUGCCUUUCCAUAUAUGGGAGAAAAGCUAACGGUAGAAGGUAAGCACGAAAACGUGUAUACAAUUCCCAUGCCACCAGAAACCAGUUGGACUUGUGGUUACGAGCAAUUGUUCGAAAAAGCCAUUCAUUUUGCUUGUGAACCAGGCAAAUGGGAACCGGACGUUGUCAUUGUAUGCGCGGGCUAUGAUGCUCUCGAUAGCGAUGAUCUUGCUAGUGCUUGCCUGACAGCAGCAGACUUUGGUAAGAUGACGAGCCGAUUGUAUGAGCAUCUGGCCAACACUCGACCAGAUCGAAUGCCUUCCAUCGUCAUUGGCCUUGAAGGUGGCUAUCAAUUA